AAUCCCUAGUUUAGGUGCUUUUAUUUCAGCAGCCACUCUCUUCCCUUGCCUCCGCCUCCCUGUACGGACAAAUCCUGUAUAUCGUCGUGUGCUGAAAUCUCAAACUCAGGUUUUGCUGCCGAUAUCGUUGUACUCUCCGGCAACUAAGGGUUUUUGAAGAUGUUUUCGGCGCAGAAUAAGAUUCGUAAAGAUAAGGCUGCUGAGCCGACUGAAUUUGAGGAGUCCGUGGCACAGGCUCUCUUUGAUUUGGAAAAUAGUAAUCAUGAGCUGAAAAGUGAAAUCAAGGAUCUUUUCAUAAAUUCAGCAGUUCAGCUGGAUGUUGCUGGAAAUCAAAAGGCCCUUGUGAUCCAUGUCCCUUACAGAUUGAGAAAAGCCUACCGCAAGAUUCAUGUUAGGCUUGUGAGAGAGCUUGAGAAAAAGUUCGGUGGGAAGCAUGUAAUCCUAGUUGCCACCCGGAGGAUAGUGAGGCCUCCAAAGAAGGGAUCUGCUGUUCAACGGCCACGCUCCCGCACGCUGACUGCUGUGCAUGAGGCAAUACUUGAGGAUGUUGUGUUGCCUGCUGAGAUUGUUGGGAAGCGCGUUAGAUACCGAAUUGAUGGAUCCAAAAUAAUGAAGGUCUUCUUGGACUCAAAGGAGAAAAACAACACAGAGAAUAAGCUGGUUACCUUCUCUGCAGUUUACAAGAAACUUACUGGAAAAGACGUCGUAUUCGAGUUUCCUGCAACAGAAGCAUAGACCCAAUAUUCAUCUUUCUGAUGUUUGAUCGCUUUGAACUCUCUAUUGUGCACUUAAAAUUUUGACACUGCUGCGUUUCUGCUCUUUAAGACGGAUUUUAUUUAUGUUCGUCAAUUUGGAUUAAUUUUAUGAAGUGUUUUGCGCU
Molecule: messenger RNA, 880 nt
Organism: Tripterygium wilfordii
Lineage: Eukaryota; Viridiplantae; Streptophyta; Magnoliopsida; Celastrales; Celastraceae
Product: 40S ribosomal protein S7-like
Exons: 6
Coding region: 160-735 (191 amino acids)
Biological process (GO): rRNA processing; ribosomal small subunit biogenesis; translation
Cellular component (GO): cytosolic small ribosomal subunit; ribosome; 90S preribosome
Molecular function (GO): structural constituent of ribosome
Source: RefSeq, a predicted model, not a curated record